Messenger RNA from Solanum verrucosum, 1450 nucleotides. Its product is annotated as metacaspase-1. The transcript has 5 exons. Gene Ontology annotation, molecular function: cysteine-type endopeptidase activity. Bases 151 to 1263 code for a protein of 370 amino acids. The record is from RefSeq and is a predicted model, not a curated record. Lineage: Eukaryota; Viridiplantae; Streptophyta; Magnoliopsida; Solanales; Solanaceae. Gene Ontology annotation, biological process: proteolysis.
UACUCUAAUUAUAACAUAUCAUUCCUCCAUCUUCAUAUUCUUGAUUCUCCCAAUUAUUCUCCCUUUAACCUAAACCCCAUUCUCCAUAUUCCUCAAUUCCAAAAAAUUCUUGGUACCCUUACCCCAAUUUUCUUGAGCCAUAGAUCAACCAUGAUGAUGCUGGUAAACUGUUCCAAUUGUCAUACCCCAUUACAGCUACCACCAGGUGCAAGAUCCAUUCGUUGUGCGAUUUGUCAGGCAGUAACACAGUUGGCUGACCCGCGUGCUGUUCCUCCACCACCACAUAAUCAAUACCAGCACCCACCACCGUCUUCCUCUGCCGCCGCCGCACCUCCGUCCCCUUACAACCACGCACCUCCUGGCCCACCACCCAAUGCUCAUGGAAGAAAGAAAGCUGUGAUUGUUGGUGUAUCGUAUAAGUAUUCUAGGCAUGAACUGAAAGGAUGCCUUAAUGAUGCUAAAUGUAUGAAAUAUCUCUUGAUCAACAAGUUUCAUUUUCCAGAGGCGUCUAUUCUUAUGCUUACUGAAGAGGAAACCGAUCCAUAUAGAACUCCGACUAAACAGAACAUGCGCAUGGCAUUGUAUUGGCUUGUACAGGGAUGCCAACCGGGAGAUUCACUACUCUUUCAUUAUUCUGGUCAUGGCUCAAGACAAAGGAAUUACAAUGGAGAUGAAGUGGACGGAUAUGAUGAAACUUUAUGUCCCCUAGAUUUUGAAACUCAGGGUAUGAUUGUUGAUGAUGAAAUCAAUGCAACAAUUGUCAGGCCUCUUCCUCAAGGAGUAAAACUUCAUGCCAUAAUAGAUGCUUGCCACAGCGGAACUGUUUUAGACCUUCCAUUCCUUUGUAGAAUGAGCAGGAGCGGACAAUAUGUAUGGGAAGACCAUCGUCCCCGUUCUGGUGUCUGGAAAGGAACUAAUGGUGGUGAAGUUUUCUCUUUUAGUGGUUGUGAUGAUGAUCAAACUUCAGCUGAUACAUCUGCUCUUUCAAAAAUAACUUCAACUGGUGCUAUGACUUUCUGUUUCAUUCAAGCUAUUGAGCGUGGUCAUGGUGCCACAUAUGGAAGUAUAUUGACGGCAAUGCGAAAUGCUAUUCGACAAGCUGGUGGAAGUUCAGGGGGUGACUUUGGUGGCGGUGCUGUCACAUCUCUCAUCUCCAUGCUUCUGACAGGUGGUAGUGUUGGUAUGGGUGGAGGAUUUAGUCAGGAGCCCCAGUUAACAGCUUGCCAGCCAUUCGAUGUGUAUGCGAAGCCAUUUUCAUUGUGAUACUCCUUCUGCCCUCGUUCCCCCUUUUGGUGUGUUUGCAUUUGGAUUUUUUGUAUAGAUAGAAAUUUCAUUGGGUCCUAUAAUAUGCUGCUUAUGCAUGAGAAUGCGAAUAGCUUAGCUUUCUGAUAGAAAGCUUUAUAAUGAAACUAUUGUCAAUAUAGCUGGCCUUUAACUGUUGCAAUAUCUA